AUGCUUGGCCCCAAUAUCUCUGUUGGGAAAUACCUGAAAUGUUCGAAUUGCCUGACAACACCAAAGGGGUGGCUGGAUGGCUGUACAAAGUUUGAAUUUGAAGGACACAGGCUUGACGUUGCAAUAUUGACUUCUUUACAGCUAGUACCACUGGAGUGGGGGGCCCCUAGGCAGGGGGUCAGGCAUAUAGCCAAACUGCCUCCUCGAAAAGAACUCUCACCUAGAGACAAGAAGGGACAAUUUCUGAAGAAAAAGCACAGCAAUGGAGAACUUUCCAAUACCACAUUACCUUCCUCAGAUUCAUUGCCCCUAGAUACACCAGAGAUCAAUCAGCGAGCACUAGAGCACGAGCACGAAGAGUCAGAGCACGAAGUAAUAUGGCAAUUGGCAGAUGACAAAGAAUCAUUAACAGGUGCACUAGAUCCAUCAGCAAUCACCCUUCCAAACUUCAAUAACGAUAACGAGGAAAAAGAGGACAGUGAAGAAACAGAGAAUUUUCAGUUUCCCCCGGUAGAACCACCAAGCCCACCAAGGGAACCUCCUCUACCACCAGCAUUAACACCAGUGAAGCCAAGGGCAACACAAGCCACAGUCCACCAGCGCUAUUCCAUGGUUGAAACAGUGAAAAUGUACAGAACUUCCUGCGGGGUACAGAGAUAUCUAUGGUGGAUAAACCUUGAUGCAGCGCACAAGGUCAACUGGUUAGCUGUCAGAAUAGUGUUUAUUGCCAAAUGGCCGGUGAUAGUUGCGGCAGACAAGACCAAACUGGAAUACCAGAAAGAGUUGUUAGCGAUACACAUGAAGGAGGAAGAAAUAGUAGAAUGCAUCACAGUUACAGGAAUUGAGACAUGGUCACAUGUACACUUCCAUGGUACACUGAGGAAACUGGUACAGGAUGCAGGAGUAGACAACACACCUAUCCUGAUUCAACAAUUUCAGGAUGUGCUUCCAUGA
Molecule: messenger RNA, 954 nt
Organism: Suillus subalutaceus
Lineage: Eukaryota; Fungi; Basidiomycota; Agaricomycetes; Boletales; Suillaceae
Exons: 5
Coding region: 1-954 (317 amino acids)
Source: RefSeq, a predicted model, not a curated record